AACGACAACAUCAAUAACAAUAAUAAUCUUGGUGUGUCAUUACCGGUUGAUCAGCUGCCUCAGUCAGUCAAGCAAACCAAAGUAGAACGUAACCGAAAGAAGUCACAACAGCAAUCGCAAUCAACAGCUAGCGUGUGUCAUUGUUGUUCUACAAGUUAUCCAACAAGUUAUGCGCCCUCGACUGAGAUGAGCCCCGACAUGAAUGCUUCUCCUCCAGUGACUGUUAUGCCAGUUAAUCAGCUAUUGGCCUACCUCAGCGGUGUAAUGUGUCCGCCAGCAGCAGCAACUACGCCGCCUCCGUAUCCUCCUCAAAAUCUGCCACCAGCUCCAUCUUGCUGUCAUAUUCAAGUACACAGUUUGCAGCCUAUGCAACAGCAACAGCAGCAACAACAACAACAACCACCUCCAACAUUUGCUGCUCAGCCGCCAGCAUUGAUGCGCUUCGAGUUACCCUGCAUGCUCACGGGAUUCACAUCGGGUCAAUUGCAUCCCGAGCAGCCGCAGCCACCGUUCGCCCUGCAGCUCUUGCCAUUGCCAUAUGCCGGAUCCAUGCCCUCCAUGCCUUCCAUUCCUCCAUUACCAAUUCCAGCUGAAAGUUUGCCUACGCAGUCGAAGCCAACGAAACUUUCUACAUAGACGCAGUCUACAGAAACUUGUGUCCCUCCCCCUGCAACACCACCCCUUACACCACCACCCCUUACACCACCAACACCUUCAACAGCAUCAUCGCCAACACCUUCGUUACCAUGUUCGAAUCUGGGAGAUGGGCCCAAAAAACCUAUUUUAAUCAGUAGGAAAGCGGGUCCACAACGCAACAAUAUUGAUGCACAACACUCCUACGGCCGUAGGCCAUCAUUUCCGCUGGGAAAUGGCAAUGGAAAUGGCUGUAGAAAUGGUAAUAGAAUCAGUAAUACAAAUGGUAAUGGCAAUAGCUGCAUGAACCCACCUUGGUAUUGCUCGCACUGUUCCUAUUGCUGCUAUCAUCCCUGUGAUCAUCAUCAGCGAUCGUAGGCGUAUCGAAAUUAAACCAUAGUACUAAAUCAAUGAUGAAUAAAUAAAUAAAACAUUUGAAUUAUGUUUA
This is a messenger RNA of Drosophila albomicans, 1081 nucleotides long. RefSeq names its product splicing factor 1-like. The transcript is spliced from 2 exons. The coding region runs from base 187 to 636 and encodes 149 amino acids. Lineage: Eukaryota; Metazoa; Arthropoda; Insecta; Diptera; Drosophilidae. The record is from RefSeq and is a predicted model, not a curated record.